AUGAGCAUCUCUGUGAACGGGCAGUCGGUGGUGCCGCCGGGGUUCCGGUUCCACCCGACGGAGGAGGAGCUGCUGACCUACUACCUGGCCAAGAAGGUGGCCUCAUGCCGCAUCGACCUCGACGUCAUCCCCGACGUCGACCUCAACAAGCUCGAGCCAUGGGACAUCCAAGAGCGUUGUAGGAUCGGGACGGGCCCGCAGAGCGACUGGUACCUGUUCAGCCACAAGGACAAGAAGUACCCGACGGGGACGCGCACGAACCGCGCCACCGCCGCCGGGUUCUGGAAGGCCACGGGCCGGGACAAGCCCAUCUACUCCUCCUCCUCCGGCUCCGGCACCGGCAAGAUCGGCAUGCGCAAGACGCUCGUCUUCUACAAGGGCCGCGCCCCGCACGGUACCAAGUCCGACUGGAUCAUGCACGAGUACCGCCUCCACGACAACGCCCAAAACCACCAUUCAUCCCCCGGCGCCGCCUCCUCUUCACCGAUUCGUGGGGGCGACCAGUCGGCGGCGCAGCAGGAGGAAGGUUGGGUGAUCUGCAGGGUCUUCAAGAAGAAGAACCUCAUCUGCUGCAACAACAACAACAAUCAAGCUCUAGCUUCCCAUCCCCAGAUCAGCAGCAACAACAACAAGCAGCCCUCGCCGAGCCGCAGCUGUUCCGCCGUCAGCGACGACCACCACGCCGCAAGCAGGGCGGCGGCGGCGCAGAUGCUGCAUCACUACUCCGCCGGCGGCAGCGGCGACGUCGACACGCACACGCUCGACCACAUCCUCCGCUACAUGGGCAGCAACAGCGGCAAGCAGGAGAGCAAGCCGGCGCCGCUGACGUCAGCUUGCAGUUUGCCAAAUAUGGACCAGUAUAGCCUCGUCAACGGCGGCGGCGGCGGCACUCUGUACGACAAGUUCAUGAAGCUCCCGCCGCUCGAGCACGUCGUCGUCUCCGGCUCCGGCGGGGGGCUCCUGCAGCUCCCUCCGCCUACGCCGCAAGGCUCGCAGUACGGAGGCGCCGACUGCUGGGCCGACACGCUCGCGGCGUACGAGCUCAACGGCGGCCUAUCCGACAACGACGUCGACGGGUCGACCAAGACCACCAACGGCGGCAUGUCGACGCCCGGCUGCUUCUUCGUGGCCGAACAGCAUCAUCAGCACGGCCAUGGCGGCGGCGGCGACGGAGACCUGUGGAGCCUGGCGCGGUCGUCGGUGUCGACGCUGCACGCGGACUUGGCGACGGCCAUGGAUAACGUCUAGCUAGCGCGCA
Messenger RNA from Brachypodium distachyon (stiff brome), 1258 nucleotides. It is a transcript of the gene SWN7, whose product is annotated as NAC domain-containing protein 12-like. Gene Ontology annotation, biological process: regulation of DNA-templated transcription. The coding region runs from base 1 to 1248 and encodes 415 amino acids. The transcript is spliced from 3 exons. Gene Ontology annotation, molecular function: DNA binding. NCBI's taxonomy places the organism in Eukaryota, Viridiplantae, Streptophyta, Magnoliopsida, Poales, Poaceae. The record is from RefSeq and is marked predicted.